Messenger RNA from Oppiella nova, 741 nucleotides. NCBI's taxonomy places the organism in Eukaryota, Metazoa, Arthropoda, Arachnida, Sarcoptiformes, Oppiidae. The record is from the annotation of a GenBank genome assembly.
CAACACUAUGAAUAAUAAUAAGUGUAAUAAAAUUUGCGAAGUCUGUGGCGAUAAAGGAAUUGCCAGGAACUUUGGUGUGAUGUGUUGUGAAUCGUGUAAAUCAUUUUUUAGACGCUCGGGUCGUAUGAAUAAGUCAUAUAGUUGUCCAUCAAAUGGCAAAUGUAAUAUCAAUCAACUAACGAGAGGUGUAUGUAAAAAAUGUAGGCUUCAUAAAUGUUUAGCUGUCGGGAUGAAAAAGACUACAAGGGUCUGAAUCAAUUAGAGUGCACCAGGGUUACUGAGCUCAUGGGUGCCGCAAAUAAAUUUAGUACUCCGGCGACUAAAAAGGAGUUUAUAUUAAAAAUUCAAAGUUUGGAGCAUUUGCUGAAAGACUACUCCUAUGUGAACGACAAUAUGGUUAGGAAUAUAGUCUCGUAUUCCAAGUGUUUGAAUGGUUUUAAUAAUAUCUGUGCAGAGGAUCAGUUGGCGCUCAUUAAGUACGGCUCAUAUGAUUUGAAUUCAUUUCGGUGUCUUAGGUUUUACGACAGACUCACUGAAUGCUUCGUAAUACCUGUGACCACGGACUUGACACUGGAAAUGAAUCUGAGCAUUUUCAAUCAUCAUAAUAAUUUGCAAUACAAUACAAUAUUGAAAUAUUAUUUCGACAAAUUUUUAUCGGACUGCGAUUACAGCGACACUAUAGCUACUGAAUUGACUGGAGCGACAACUUUAUUUGCUGCUGAAGUAUCGAUCGGAAACUGA